Messenger RNA from Oxyura jamaicensis (ruddy duck), 7199 nucleotides. RefSeq names its product protein phosphatase, Mg2+/Mn2+ dependent 1A (gene PPM1A). Bases 297 to 1463 code for a protein of 388 amino acids. Gene Ontology annotation, molecular function: magnesium ion binding; protein serine/threonine phosphatase activity; manganese ion binding. The record is from RefSeq and is a predicted model, not a curated record. Gene Ontology annotation, cellular component: nucleus; cytosol. Gene Ontology annotation, biological process: protein dephosphorylation; positive regulation of canonical Wnt signaling pathway; positive regulation of canonical NF-kappaB signal transduction. The transcript is spliced from 6 exons. NCBI's taxonomy places the organism in Eukaryota, Metazoa, Chordata, Aves, Anseriformes, Anatidae.
GCGAGAGCGGCGGGGGGCGGGUGGGCGCGGGCACGGGGCCGGGGCCGGGGGGAGCCGAGCGGGAGGGGCCGGGGGCAGCGGGGCCGCCAUGAGCGCUGCGCUCCCCCUGCGCACCGAGCCGCCCUCGGCAGCCGCCGCCUGCGAAUGAAGUGAGGCGAGGCCGGGCCCCUUCCUCCUCCUCCUCCUUUCUCCGUCUCCUCCUCCUCCUCCUCGCCCGGCCUCCCCGCCGCGCACCUCGGGGAGCCGCCGGUGCCGUCUCCGCCGCGGCCCGGAGAGGGAACUGAAGGAAAGUCAUCAUGGGAGCAUUUUUAGACAAGCCAAAGAUGGAGAAGCAUAAUGCCCAAGGGCAAGGGAAUGGGCUUCGUUACGGUCUUAGUAGUAUGCAAGGCUGGCGAGUUGAAAUGGAGGAUGCGCAUACAGCUGUGAUUGGUUUGCCAAAUGGACUUGAUGGAUGGUCAUUUUUUGCUGUAUAUGAUGGGCACGCUGGAUCCCAGGUUGCCAAGUACUGCUGUGAGCAUUUAUUAGAUCACAUCACAAGCAACCAGGAUUUUAAAGGGCCAGAUGGGCCCCCAUCUGUGGAGAGUGUAAAGAGCGGCAUCAGAACAGGUUUUCUGCAAAUUGAUGAACACAUGAGAGUCAUCUCCGAGAAGAAACAUGGUGCAGACAGAAGUGGGUCAACAGCUGUGGGUGUCAUGAUUUCUCCCCAACACACAUACUUCAUCAACUGUGGAGACUCGAGAGGUUUACUUUGUAGAAACAGGAAGGUUCACUUCUUCACGCAGGAUCACAAACCGAGUAAUCCACUGGAGAAAGAGCGUAUACAGAAUGCGGGUGGCUCUGUAAUGAUUCAGCGUGUGAAUGGUUCCCUCGCUGUUUCAAGGGCGCUUGGAGACUUUGAUUACAAAUGUGUUCAUGGGAAAGGUCCUACAGAACAGCUAGUCUCACCCGAGCCUGAAGUUUAUGAAAUUGAGAGAUCAGAAGAAGAUGAUCAGUUCAUCAUACUGGCUUGCGAUGGUAUCUGGGAUGUUAUGGGAAAUGAAGAGCUGUGUGACUUUGUAAGAUCCAGACUUGAAGUCACUGAUGACCUUGAGAAAGUUUGCAAUGAGAUAGUUGACACCUGCUUGUACAAGGGAAGUCGAGACAACAUGAGUGUGAUAUUGAUCUGUUUUCCGAAUGCACCAAAGGUAUCACCAGAGGCGGUGAAAAGAGAGGCAGAGUUGGACAAGUACCUGGAAAGCAGAGUAGAAGAGAUCAUAAAGAAGCAGGGUGAAGGAGUACCAGACUUAGUCCAUGUGAUGCGUACGUUAGCAACUGAGAGCAUCCCAAACCUCCCGCCAGGGGGUGAAUUGGCAAGCAAACGGAGUGUGAUUGAAGCUGUUUAUAACAGACUGAACCCCUACAGGAAUGAUGAUACUUCUGGAUUAUCCAGAAACUGCUGUAACUAUGGGCAAUCCAGACUUUAAAGGGUUCCUUCUUUUUUCUUUAAGGAUUCUGCCUCAACUGAUGAUAUGUGGUAAAACUGCUCAUCUAGCUGUGGAGUUCAUGUUUCAUCCUUCAAAUGAAAGUGCAGCCCAACCUCAGUGACCCUUCUUAACAUCCAUCCUCAAUAUUAAUUAAAGAAGGGAAAUAUGAUGUGUUGGUGAGAGUGACUACAGCAGAAAACUACAGCAGUACGACAUCUAGCCCAGGAACUGAUCUCUUUUGUAAAACAGACUUCUGUAAACGUGAUUUCAAACCAUAAUUCAUGUUGUAAAUCAGACUCCAGCAAUUUAUGUUGUAUGAUUUUGUUUUUGUAAAGUGCAAUUGUCUUUGUACAAAAUGCUCAUAUUUAAUUAUGAAUUGCUUUAAAUCACUAUAAAGGUUAGAAGAAAUGUUUGGCUUGUGUGAUGCAACAAUAUAUAUAUCCCUUUAAAUUCAUGUUGUGGUUUUGGAUUGCAAGGAGCAGCAGCCUAGCCAGCUAGGUGCUCAAGAGGUGCACAAAACUGUAAAGAUAACUUCUUGUUUUAUACAAAAGCUGAACUCGUGAGCAACUUGCCAGGAAUCAGUGUGUGAAUUUGCUCAGCAAAGGACGAACAGCGAAGAGUAGUGCACUUUCUUCAACAAACGUAUCUCGUUUUCUUGGAGGCACUCCUGCUCUCACAUUGAGUUAAAGGGAGUUCCGAUUUUGACUUCAGUGGGAGUUGAAUCACGCCCUAUUAAUAGUAUCGUGUUCAUACGCAUAUGAACCUUGGGAUUAGAAUGCCUUGAUUCUUUGCACCUCUUUUUUCAUUAACCCUUACCUGAAACUACUAAUCACUGAGCACGAACAGGCAGCUUUCUACAUACAGUAGGAGUCUGCAGCAUUUUUACAAUACUGAUUGGCUGGGUCUGCUGCUGUUCCGAGUAAAAUACUCUGAAUUCCAUUUUAUCAAUAAAGCUUGGUUUAACAAACAAGAAAUUUAUCCAUAAAUGUGUAAUUCCUUUUUUCCUGCCUUUUGAAAUGUCAGUGCCAUUGUAAAUGAUAUUUUACAUGUGGAAGAAUAUUUUUAUUAAUUGGUAGCCCAUUUUUAAAAUGGGAAGAAUUUUAAUUACUGCCCAAGACAUAGCCAUAUGCUAGAGGAUGAAGUGGGAUUAAUGUUACCCUAUUUUUUACGAGUGUGGGUUUUUUCAGGCUUUUUUUCUCCCCACUGAAGAUGUGCAUUGGUUUGAAUUUGCCUACUGUUUGAUAAAAAUACAUUUGUCAAAGCCUGACAAUCUUUAACGUUUUAUGGUGUGUGUUUUUAAUUGACCCACUUACUUAGAAUGAGAGACUAGUGGUUAAACAGUACUUGUGAUUUGAGAUAUAGCAUGUUGACAAUAUUUAACUGUUCGUUGUUUAAAAUUCUAAUUUAAAAUUUUAUAAGAUAAUAAACUAAUUUGAUUUAAGCCUAGCUUUCUCCCAUUGAACAUGCAAAAUUAAGUUUUCAAGUCAGUCGUGUUUGCAAAACUGCUGUUUUGUGCACCUUGUAUUGUCUUUUUUGGUUGAGAAUAUUGUAUUUAAUAUGUAGUUUACUCAUUUAGUAGGCAGAUUCCCCAAAAGGAAAAUCAGUAAAACAAGUAGAUUGUAACAUUUACUGCGGUUAAACAGAAUCAAGACGUGGUGUAUAAUUACUUUUUGAUAGGAAAAUGUAGUACAAUGCAUUUUGCUAUAUGUCUUUCCCUAACUUUGAAAUAUACAUAUUUGUAUAUAUAGCCUUAAAACUAAUGCAGAGUUAGGGAACACUGAACAGUGAAAAAGUAACUUAUAGUGUCUUGGAACUAAGUAUAGUAUAUACCAGCAAACUUUUCUUUUAUCCCUCUUGUCUAUGUGGGGUGCUUAAAACGUAACUUCAUUGUAUUCAGUUUGUAAUCUGUUCAAGCAUGAAUGAAGAAAACAUAAGCACUAUUUGUAUUUAUAAAUUUAUAGCAAUUUUUGCUUAAAGAACCAGUUCCUUACCUACCUAUGAAUAAAUGCUUAAAAUGUCUAAUUUUGUUGUAGAGUGCAAAACUAUAAUAAUGUUAAGUUAUAGCUUCACAGGCACCUAAUUAACAAGCGUAUUUAAUACACGGCGUAUUAGUGCAAAAAGCUAAACUCAGUUUAGGACUAGGUGGAUAAAGUUCUGUCCUUUUUCGUAGAGACUAAAGUUUAGUUUUGGAAACUGCAAAACAUUGAACUGGACUGUGGAAACUUUGAAUUUUAAACUUUGAGAAUCAGAAGCAAAACUGUGGUAUGAAAAGCCAUACUUCAAACCAUAAUCACUUAAAGCGUCUCAGUGACAAAUGAUGUAUUUGAAGCCUCUUCCUAUGAGGUCUCCUAAAGGUUAGGAAGAAAAUAAUUCUGCUAUUGCUGCAUGUGCUGUUACGAGGUUUGAUGGUAGCAGAAGAAAGCCCGUUUCAGGCCUUUCUCCCUACCACCUACGUGCAGCAUUUUGAUGAGGUCAGAGCACUGAAUCUAUUACGAAUGCAUAAACACUGCCAUUUUAGAUACAGAGUUGUUUGAUGACAAAAUAUUAAGUAUAUAAAGCAUCCUAGAAAAGAGUCGAGCUGUACUUUUCACUGCUCUGAAAAGAAAAAGAAAAAGGCACUUUUGCACCUUUGUGCAUCUCCUUCUUGCACCAGAAACUUUUUGUUAAUUGCUAAAAACAUUAGCACCUCAGGGGCAAGGCAGCAAUUUUUUUUUUUUGAAGUAUUGUGUGCUAUUUAUUUCCCUCAUGGAAAACUAUUCCUGUGUGUGACAAAAAUGAAAACUGUGUGGUGUUAAAAGAUGUAUUUUUAAAUACAUGUUCAACUAGGAUGGUCCCAAUUUGCUUUUUUUUUUUUUUUUUUUAAAAAAAAAAGGAAAUGAUAUUUGUAAAGCUACUUCACUUCGUAUGCCAUGCAAUUUUGUUUUCCUUCUACAUCUGACAGCUUCACUGGCUUCAGUUUCUGUGAGUUUUGUUACAGUCAGAUUAAAUGUUUCACUGAUCAUUCUGGGAAAGUUACCUGUACUGCUUUAUAGACCACUGUUUCAAACAAUUCUCACUAAUUCAGCAUUGAAAUGUGCUCAAGACAGAGGCUUUCUAAAAUGUCCUAGAAACCAGUGUUGGAUUAGCUACAUGGAAUUAUGUUAAGCAUGGUCCUAGACCUGCAAGGCCUUGUAAACCCGUUGUAUCAGCAGAGUCCUGGUACGUGUGGUGAGUCGUGGAGCCAGGGCCUUUCUGGUGGCUGCUCUUGGCUGGUCAGCAGGCGGCACCACACGGGCCUUGAUGCGUGGCCAUCACUUAUUUCCAGCAGAAGUCAGAGCUGGAGAGAAAUUUCAUCUACUUGUCAUGAAACUGUGAUGAGUUGGGGUAAUCCUAGGUUGUCUCCUACUAGCAAGAUGCCUGAAGAAUAUAAAACAGCAGAUGAGUAGUGGUAGCAUUGACCUUGGCAGUUCAUGCAGGUGCUGAAGCUAAUCAUUUUAACACCUACUUAUGAUGCUGACUUGAAUGUCAAUUAAACUGUUUAUUGCAAAGCUGAUACUGUCUCAACUGUAGAGGUUAGAUCUGAGCCAUGUUGCUUAGUUCAAGAAUUGGAAUCAUCAGGGUGAUUUAACCAAAUUGGGGAACGGUUUUCACUGCAAUUCAUUCCCUGCUAGGAAUCUCAUCCUGACUUGUUGCACUGGGGUAGUAUAGACUUCCUAUUGCAUUUUUUUAAUUAUUUAUGAACUAAGGAUAUAAUUUUGUGGUCAGUUUAUAUCAAGACUGAGCUAUCUAUCACUGUAAGUCUGCUCCCACUGCCCUUCUUAUGCCAGCAGUAGCACUUACAUGGCCAUGCAGCUAGGAGCAGAAAAGAAAAUCUGUACUCAGCCGGACAAAGUGAUAUUCCAGUUACCCUGUGCUAGCACAGGGCAGGAUGUGGGGCGAGGACGGGGCUGCGAGCGAAGGAAAGCUUGCACCACCUCUUCUGGCACAGUUAUGGAAAUUCCACCCAUAGUGCAGAUAAAUGAUGGACCUGUGUAGGGAGCAUCGAAGCCUUUGCAGAUCUUCCUCCACUCUGUACUUAAACAUUUUAGUUUGAUCAACGUUCUUUUUCUUAAAACUGGAAUAGUGAAACUUUGGUUUUAAUGUCUUGUAUGUGAAUUCCAUGCUGACAGACUUGCUUUUUGUUGGCUGUCUCUAUGUGUAUGUAGCUCCGUCUUAAGAGAUAGUUAGCAUGGCUGUCACAAUUAGAUUAAUGGCAGGGCUGUCAGAGUUUACCUUAUUUAAAUGUACAUCAGGAUUUCAUCAUGCCAAGGUGUUCACCUCCAUUUCUACAUGCACGUUCCUGAAUUGCUUUAUGCACAAAUGACUUGGUAUAUUUAAAUUUCUUGAUAUUUAAAGUUGGCCCUCUCUGAAACAGGCUAACAUUUAAUUAAUGUUACCCUUUUCCUCCUCAUUUGGCAAACUCAGGGUUUUAAUAAAAACCUGAUGUAUCUUGCGUAGGUUAAGAAACGGCAAAACCAUGUAGAUCUGUAGAGCUAUAUUUUACAGUUUUCUGUAGGAAAUGGAAGUGCUAUUCUGUGCCAAGCUUCUUGAGGUGUAAAAAUGUCUUCAAGAUAACUGGUAUAGCUCCUUGCUCCUACAGCUAUGUAUGGUCAUGACCCAAGCCUUCAUAUGAUAUCACAGGGUGUAAAGUCUCUACUUGGCUGAAUAGAUAUUUUUUUUUAACUCUUUAUGUACAUCCUAUUUCCAGGAUGUUGUAGUGCAUAAAAUGCAUGCGAUUCCCAACUUUGAGCCAAUAAAGCAGUGGAAAAACAGAGCAAAACUGAAAGGUAACAACCUGGGCUGAGUACUUGGACUGACCAGUCCAUGAGUGUUGACCAGAGAAUCUGCUCUUCAGCUGGGUUUUCCCUGAGCUGCUUCUGUGGAGCACUCACACAGUCUGCAGGUCUCAGGCAUGUGCCUUCUGAAGCUUUUUUUUUUUUUUUUUUUUUUUUUAACCUUUAUUUUGCUUCAAACCAUUUUUGCUUUGUAAAUGAGGUAGCAGUCAGCUGGGCUGUGACAUUUCAUCCCAGAAGCUCAAGAAGCUGUAGGAAAAUGUAAAGCUUUUCAUUAGACCCAUGGAUCACUAAAAGCUUUCAAGUGGAGAAGAACACAGAGCAUGCCAAAAGUAGAGAUUACAUCAUCUCCUGCUGAAAAACAGUGUCCAGGAAAAUCUACAAAUAUUUCUACAACUUACUUUUUAGUACAUGGAGAAGUCUGGCACUUUAAUCUGAUUGUGUCUUAGUUGUCGACCUACAGUGGGCUAGGUUUUAUACCUAUUCCUUGCUUUAUCUAUGUUUUCAUUUGAUGGUCCUUCUGUGUAGCAGUGAAACAUUUUUUCCCAUCCUGUAGACACUUUUAUUAAAAAAAAAGUCUUUGCUUCCAAGCUAAGAGACCAGGAGUGAUAAUGAUGUCUUAGGAAAAGGGUUUUGAGAGAAGACUGCUUUAAGUAAAAAAGCAAAAAUCAUAACCUUUGCAACCACAAAGUCUGGAAAAGUGGGCUUACCUUAAAGAAUGCUUUUUAUAGAAUUAAUGAAAUAGUUCUACUCUGAAAGUUUCAAAACUUCAGUAGAGAUGGGAUGAUAGGUCAGAUUUCUACAGCACAUAUUGUUUUAACCUAGCCAGAUUUUUAUGUUUAACUCAUAUUGAUUCGUGCCCGAACACUUUUUAAAAUAUCACUAGGCAUCUGCUUUUUUUUGUUGUUUAAAUUAAAAAAGAAAA